Molecule: messenger RNA, 4116 nt
Organism: Mugil cephalus (flathead mullet)
Lineage: Eukaryota; Metazoa; Chordata; Actinopteri; Mugiliformes; Mugilidae
Gene: stil
Product: STIL centriolar assembly protein
Exons: 16
Coding region: 277-3381 (1034 amino acids)
Biological process (GO): centrosome duplication; mitotic spindle organization; protein localization to centrosome
Cellular component (GO): centrosome; centriole
Source: RefSeq, a predicted model, not a curated record
UGGCUGGUUGAUCCGUCCCGCCACUGGAGCCAGGAAGCAGCGCCAUAAUUUAACUUUUGUUUCCCUCUUCGGUCUGUUUGCGGUCGAAUUUUCCAGAAAAUAAUCAGGUUAAACGAGAGUAAAGUUAAUUCAGAGUCGAGCUUCAGGAGGUUUGUGAAGCUGACGGAGGGAACUGAUGCGGACGGGGCUGGGAAGCUAAGUUGGCUAGCUAACGGUAGCGGGUGUUUUCAGCCUCCGUUUGCCGGAGAUAGCGCCUCCUUCCCGGCUACGUGAGACAUGAGCCUCCCGGUGAAUCUGCAGGCGUUACCGGCCGGAGUUCUGGAGGAGGUUUUCACUCCGGAGAACUUCAGAGGAAAAAGGACCUCGGUGAAUUCUCUCAACCAGCUGAGUUUCCCUAAAUCCAGAUCCGCCCUGUGGGACGGCAGCUCUGCAGGAGAGAAGCUCCGGCUCCAUCUCUGCUCACACAGGAAACCUCGUCUGGUGCUGCUGGAGAAAACCCUUCGUCUGGCCCAUCGCCACGCUCGCCAUGGCAACAAGCCCCGCCUCCACUGCUUCCUCCUGGGCUCCGUGUCCGUGGACUCAGAUGAGGAGGGCGUCACGGUGACUCUGGACCGGUUCGAUCCGGGUCGGGACCAGGCCGGGGCCUCGGGGCGGGUUCCCUCGGCGCCGCUGCCCGGAGACGUCCUGGUUCCCUGUUUGUUCUCGGCUGAGGACGAGUCGCGCUCCGUGGUCCAGUCGGAGGCCGAGCUCCAUCACUGCUUCCAGAUGUUGCAUCAGUCCGUCAGCACCAGACAGACUCUGGAUCUGUCUCAGCUGUUGAAGGUCCGGGUUCGCGUGGUUUGUUCCCAGCGGUCCGACGCCGCGGCGUUCGUCCUGAGCUGGGCGGCCGUGUGUCCGUCCGUCUGCGUGGACGUCCAGCCGGUCAGAGCCGUCCCCAUCAUCCCCACGGCCCUGAUGAGGAGUCUGACCAGCGUCGGACGGGUGACGCAGCCGCCCACCGGCCCACAGAGAGGGUUUCUGACCAUGGACCAGACCAGGAAGCUCCUCCUGCUGCUGGAGUCUGAUCCCAAAGCCUCCAACCUGCCGCUGGUUGGACUGUGGCUGAGUGGAGUUACUCACGUCUACAACCCUCAGGUGUGGACCUGGUGUCUGAGGUUCAUGUUCAGCUCCUCCCUCCAGGACAGGGUUCUGUCUGAAGGAGGCGCUUUCCUCCUCGUUGUGUUCAGCUCGACUCACAGAGCUCCUCAGUUCUUCCAGUGCACAGGAACCGGACCAGGACCAGGACCAGGACCAGGACCAGGUCUACAGCUGGACUGCCAGCUGCUGACCGCCUCCCAGUCUGUUUCUUUCUACCAGCAGGUGGCGCCGGUGGACGGUCGUAGUCUCAGAUGUGAGCUGAGUUCAGACGACCAGGGCCGACAGACGGACGUGUUCAGAGCAGCUCAGAGCUCCUUCAGCCGUGCGUCUCCUCCCGGUCUCUCUGUGAGUGACCAGGACUCUGGAGUUGAGGAUGAAGAUUUGUCUCCACGACCGUCCCCCAGUCCCCACCCCCCAGCUCAGCAGACUCCUCGGGUUCAUCCGUCUGUCCCUGAACUCUCCCUCCUGAUUGACAGCAGCUUCUCCUCCAAUCACGGCGCUGGACGGGGGUCUGGCUCCGCCCCUGCUCCUCCUCCUCCUCCUCCUAAAGCUGAUAGGAAGGCCACCUCCUCCAGACCUCCUCCUCACCUCCACAGCACCCCCAACUCCAACCUGCAGCAGUCCUGCACCUGCUGCCCCCCCACCUCCUACAGCUGCACCUCCAUCUUCUCCUCCCCUGCUGCUACACCUCCCUCCCCUCACCCUGCUCCUGCUCCUCCUCCAUCCCAUCAUCAUUCUUCGCCUCCUCCCUCCGUUAAGCCUUCCACUCCCCUCUGCUCUCACCACUACGCCCCUCCUUCCUCUCCUCCUCCUCCUCCCCCCUCCACCUUUGCCGUCCCUCCUGCUCCUUCCUGUCAAUGCGCCCACUCUUCCCCACCUCCUCCACCUUCUCACCCCGUGUCUCCUCCCUGGUUGCCUCCUCCCUCCUCCUGUAUGACAUCAGACACCUACCAGCUCCUCCUCCAUCAGGACCGCCAGCUGCGCCUCCUUCAGACUCAGGUCCAGAUGUUGCUGGAGGCUCAGGGGAAACUUCAUGUCCAGUCUCAGACGUCCAGGACGACGUCCAGCGUUGCCGUGGGAACAGGAGCCAGUCUGUUCUGGGGGAAUCCAGUGGAGCCUCUUUAUCGCCAGGAGGCUUCUCCUCCUCCUCCACCUCCUCCUCACUCAUCCCCUCCCAAACCUCCCCCGUCAGUGUCCUCCAGCCCCCCGUCCUCCUCCUCCUCCUCACGUGACGCCUCCUUCGUGAGGCCGGUGGGCGGAGCUGAGGUUCAGGUGACUCCCAGGUCCGAUCAGAACAGUGUCCGGAGUCCAGUCCUGGGAGAAAGUGUCAGUAUGUACAGAGCAGCAGACGAACAGCAGAGCUUCUACCACAACCUCAUGACUCAGCUCAACAGUCGUCUCCAGGAGUCAGACAUUAAACAGGACGAGGACGACGAGUCCAGGAGUCGGUCUGUGGUGUCCAAACACUCCCAGGCCUCCACUCCUUCUUCUUCUUCUUCUUCCACCGCCGCCUCCUCCUGCGCCUCCUCCUCGUCCUCGUCCUCGUCCAGGAGGAGGAAGCAGCAGAGGAGUCCGGAGGGAGACCCGGUGGUGAGCGCCACCUUGAGGCAGCUGCAGCAGCUUGGAGUCGACGUGGACCGAGAGGAUCUGGUGGACUCGGAUAAAGACCGACUCAGAUCUGUGGAGAGCGCCAGCACGCUGGCGAGCAUCAACCCGGCGGCCGUCUUGUCCAGACUGAGCGUCUCCGAGCCGACGUCCAGCGUCCUGUCCCCCGGGGGCAGCGUGGACCUGAGCCUGGAGGCCAACGCCAUCGCCCUGCGCUACCUCAGCGACUCCCAGCUCAGCAGGCUGUCUCUGGGAGGCCACGCCCCCCGCCACAACCCCGCCCCCUCCCCCAACGCCUCCCUGCUGUCGCCUAGCAACAUGUCCCUCGCCACGAGGAAGUACAUGAGGAAGUACGGACUGAUUGAGGAGGAGGAGGAGGAGGAGGAGGAGGAAGAUGGCGAGGAGGAAGAGAAGGAGGCGCCGGUUCUCCAGCCGCUCGCUCUGAACACCAAGCUCCUCCCACAGAGUCAGCUGAUCCGCGACCUGAGACCAAAGAUGCAGCUUUUAGCCGGAGGCGACAAGGAGAACUGCUCCAGCCGGCGGCCAUCUUUAGUCAGGGCGAGCAGCCGCCAGUCCGAGGGUUCGGUGGGAAACAUCCUGGACUUGAGUCGCCUCAGGGAGUUGCCCAAACUUUUCUGAGAACCUGCCGUUCACUUCCUGGUCCGACUGGAGACCUGGUUCAACCGCCUCAGGUCUAAAAACGGUCCCGUUUUAAAUGGAGUCUGGUUUAAUUCGUCCACGUUGACUCGGAGACGUUGGUGUGAACUUUAAAGUGUGGGUUUAUCACAGGGUUGUUGUUGUGCACUCAUGAAUUAUUCACGUCUCUUUUAAUGUUUCUCAUUUUUUUUGUAGUUUCCUGUUUUAAUGUGAAAUUAAUUUUGCACAGACUUUUUUUUAAAUAUUUAUGAUUCCUCUAAUAAAAUCUGCAUUUAAACCUCUGAAUCCCAAGUCCGUCCGCGGGCUCAAACUUUUUUAUGUUUAAAUUAUUCAUAUUUACAAACCCUUUGUCCGAUCUGAAAGCUGUAAAGACUGGCGAAGUUUCCGAGGGUCCCUGAAUGCCUCAGUGUGUAUGUGGCCGGCGGAAAGUAAACAAUCCUGUUCUUUUUACAAUGUUUUCUUACAUUCGGGUUGUUUUAAACUUCUUCGGAGACAUUAUUGAGUUGUAUCAGCGUGUAGCCGGGUUUGUUCUGACCUAUUGAUGCGCAGGACUUUAUAUUAGAAUAAAAAAUGAGACCACAGUCUCAGAAAGUCUCAGAAUUUUUAUAUUCUCUGAAUGUAGUGCAACCACUAAUAUUUUUCCUAUCUUCCUUAUGCUUCAGGAUAUCUGAAAAUGUGUUGUAUAUAAUAAUUCAUAAUUUUUUGAAUAUUUUACAA